Messenger RNA from Carassius auratus (goldfish), 2695 nucleotides. RefSeq lists its product as uncharacterized. Bases 74 to 2695 code for a protein of 873 amino acids. The record is from RefSeq and is a predicted model, not a curated record. NCBI's taxonomy places the organism in Eukaryota, Metazoa, Chordata, Actinopteri, Cypriniformes, Cyprinidae. The transcript has 6 exons.
AACAAUUUUGCCGCCUUGAGUCUGCUGUCCGUUAAGGAUCCAUUACGGUGUCGACUGGACAAAAGACAGAAUAAUGGAGUGUUCAGAAAGAACUAAAAGGAGGAAAAUAUCAGCGAAAGUGGAGGAACAUUUGCGUCUCCUUGAAAAGGAGUCUAUGAUUGAUGAUUUGUUGGCACAUGAUUCUGAAAACGAAUACCAACUGGAUGAUUUGUUAGAGCAUACUGAAAGCGAAGAUUCCAUGGACACUUUCUACGAUGCUUGUGAUCAGAACUGUUUUGAGAAUUCAUCAAUUGAUUUAGAAGAUGAAAAUUCCUCCGAUUCUUUUUAUGAUUUUAACAUUUCCUCAUUUGAUGAUUUGGAUUCUGAAAACCGGGUUCCAGGUGAUAUGCCUGGUUGUGAUAGUGACUGUGAUUUGCAUGGAGAUGUGUGUUCUGACUUGGAAGAUGACAAUGAUGAUGAUUCGCAUGGGAUUGCAGAGUGGGCUGCAGAAUUCAACAUACCACAAACAGCGCUGUCUGCACUUCUUAAAAUCCUAAGGAGAAAGGGUCUUGAUAUCCCAAUGGAUGGCAGAACUCUUAUGUCAACUGACAGAUCUUGCAAUGUGGCGAAUAUGGCUGGGGGGUCCUACUACCACUUUGGAAUCGAAAAUGCUCUCAUAGCUGAACUAACAUCUUUAGGACAUUUAGCAAAUGUGACUGAUACUCUCACACUUCGAAUUAACAUCGAUGGAUUGCCCUUAUUCCGUAGCUCCAGUUUGAGUCUGUGGCCUAUUCUGGGUAUGAUUAAGGAAAUUCCAGAGUGUAGUGUCUUUGUAAUUGGAGUGUACUCUGGUGUGUCCAAACCCGCAAAUGUGCAAGAGUAUUUACAAGAAUUCAUUGUAGAUAUGAAAGCAAUUUCUCAGAGUGGUAUUGUGUACAAUGGUGUACAUUUCAGGGUACCAUUACCUGAUGCUUUUAUUUGUGAUGCACCUGCUCGUGCCUUUCUUAAAUGCUCCAAAGGCCAUACGGGCUAUUAUGGGUGUGAGAGGUGCACUCAAAAAGGCCAGUACAUUAAUGGGAAGGUGGCUUAUCCUGAAAUAUCAGCAGAGCUCAGGACAGAUGAGCAAUUUGGCAGGCAAGGCUAUCAACAGCACCAACUGUCAGCCUCCCCCCUAAAUGACCUGGGUAUAGGUUUAGUUACCAGUUUUGUGUUAGAUUAUAUGCACCUUGUCUGCUUGGGGGCAAUGCGUAAGUUAAUAUUUCUUUGGUUGAAGGGGCCGCUGAAAUGCAGGCAAUCUAUGAAGUUUUUUGUUGUAAUGUCAGCAUAUAUGGUUUCUAUCAGGCAAUAUUUACCUAGCAAUUUUGCAAGGAAACCACGAUCCUUGUUUGAAUUCAGCACAUGGAAAGCUACAGAGCUUCGGCAAUUUUUACUUUACACUGGGCCUGUUGUUCUCCUCAAUAAUAUACCCAGUAUAAUGUACAGAAACUUUUUACUUCUAUCAGUAUCUAUGAGAAUACUUCUGAGUCCUGCCUUAUGUUCUCCUGACAAUUGUGACUAUGCUGAGGAGAUUUUGAAACUCUUUGUAACAGAUUUUGCUGCAAUUUAUGGUGCUGAAUUUGUCAGCUAUAACAUGCAUUCAUUGAUCCACCUAGCUCAAGAUGCACGAAAUUUCGGCCCGUUAGAUAGUGUUCCAGCUUUUCCCUUUGAGACAUUUUUAGGUAAACUGAAAAAACUUGUCCGUCGGCCUCAAAACCCUGUCCAACAACUCGUCAGGCGAAUCCAUGAGAAGCAGAAAGUGGCAAGCCAAAAGACCACAUCAGUUUUCAGCCCACUUAAACAGCUCCACUUUUCUGGACCAUUGAUUAAUUCAAUUGCAACAUGGGAACAAUACAGGCGUUACAAUGAUGGACAGACACUGAUCUCCUCCUCUCGUGGCGAUGACUGUUUUUCUGUAGGGGGAAGGAUUCUUAUUGUGCGGAACAUUUUGUCACAUUCUGGAACUGUUAAAGUCCUGUGUAAUUUCUUUGAAACUGCCAAAUCCUUUUUCACCUAUCCAAUGGACUCAUCAUGUCUUGGAAUUCUUUUUGUUUUUAAUUUAUCUGAAGACUUGCAGCUGUUACCUUUGGAGGAGUUAAAAACAAAAAUGGUGUUAUUGCCACUCAAGACUGGAUACGUGGCAUUGCCACUCCUGCACUACAUGUUACCUUUCGCGAUAGUUGAAUUUAUAAAUAGUGGAGGAUUGGCAGUUAUACCGACCAAGUGGUUUAUCGGGCCCGAGGAGGAUGAAUGCUACUGGCCACCAGCAAGAAUGAACAUGGCAAAGGCGGUCAUAGAGCAACAGGACCCUCACACUGACUGGGCGACAUACAAGUUGACUGUCAAGAGAAAAUUCGCAACGUAUGAAAUUGCCCGCACAAAAUUAGUCGAGUAUGAACAGAACACAGAUGUACCAACCGAAUCUGAUUCUACAGAGAAUAUGGGAAGGGGGAAGCGCAAAAAGAGGUGGAAUGGGGUGUUGGAACAGAUGCUAAGGAUCCAUGUCUGUGCUGACACCUGCACCGCCUCCAUCCACCCUCAGGUCUGUGCUGACACCUCCACCGCCUCCAUCCACCCUGAGGUCUGUGCUGACACCUCCACCGCCUCCAUCCACCCGGAGGUCUGUGCUGACACCUCCACCGCCUCCAUCCACCCUCAGUUCUUCACCAUCAUCUGCUAG